Messenger RNA from Racocetra persica, 310 nucleotides. NCBI's taxonomy places the organism in Eukaryota, Fungi, Glomeromycota, Glomeromycetes, Diversisporales, Gigasporaceae. The record is from the annotation of a GenBank genome assembly.
UGAGACCUCUAUUGAACGAAGACGUAGAUUGAAAAGAGAAUCUGCUGCUCGACAAAGAGCUAACCAAUCUUCAGAGCAAAAUGAACGCCGUAAAAGGCAAUAUAGAGAAUCAAAGGGUCAAAAAAUUACAUGUGACGCACCUGCUGAACUUACUCAAACAUUAACAAGAUUAGAAGCUAUUUUGAUCAGAAAUGGAUUCCGUCUUACCGAUUUUCCAAACAUGCCUUUACCGCUUCAAUUAUUUAACAAUCAUAUUCAGCAAAAUUAUUUACUCGCAAAAGAGUUGCAAUAUGAUCGUGAUUUUCUUAAA